ACAAGGAAAAAAAACAGCUGGAUCCGAGGAUCAGUGCAGCUAGCGGCUCAGCUAGCUCCUUCACCUCCUUCUCCUCGGCUGCCUGACCUCCAUAAGCUGGCUGUGAGGCUGAUGAUGUGGUGUGAAGAUGGAGGCUCCUGAAUACCUGGACCUUGAUGAGAUCGACUUCUCUGAUGAUUCAGUGUAUUCUGUGACGUCUCUGAAGAGCAUCCCAGAGUUGUCCAGGAGGAGUGAUGGCCAGGCCGAGGAGAGACCGGCUCCAGCCAUCAACUGGAGUCGCAGUGUUUCCUCCCACAGCGGCGGCGGUAUCAAACCCACGGGGCUCGCUGAGGUCCACAGUAAGUUCCGGCCGGUGAAGAGGGUCUCCCCUCUCAAACACCAACCAGAGACCACCGACUCCGACUCUGACGGUAAAGUCCAGGGGCCGGGGCAGGGGGAGCCGGGGGAGGCCAGUAAGGAUGACCCCAGCUCUGACAAACAGACUCAUGCCUCCACCUCCUCUGAGGGGCCGGGAGGGAAGGUGAAGGGCGUUGGCGGUGGCAGCGUUGGGGUCGUCGGAGGGAACAACCCCCAGGCUUUGUUCGGGGAGCUGGAGCACUACGACCUGGACAUGGACGAGAUCCUGGACGUGCCUUAUAUCAAGUCCAGUCAGCAGAUGUCCACACUGCCUCGCGUCCCCCACGACAAGCGCUCGGUGACGGGGAACAACAUGGGCGGAGGCACCCUGGAGAGGACCAGAGGAGGAGGGCUGAAGAGCUCCGCUUUACCCCAUAACGAGCCUCUGAGCCUGAGCAGCAGCAGCUCACAGACUCAGUACUGUGUUCUGUCUCCGGUGAAGUGGUCCGACCUGAGGAAGUCCAAGUCCAUGGAUCCAGACCUCCACCACCUCCACCGCUCCCCGGCUGGAGGAGGCUACCAGUCGGAGCUGCUGUCCUCUGGACUCCUCAGCUGCUCCUCCUCCCUCUCUUCUUUCUCUGAUGCAGACAAGCUUCUGUCAGCGCGGGUCUACCCCGACUCCCAGAGCCAGAGGCCGGGCGUGGAGCCUCCAGGGGGCCCGGGGAUGAUGUUCCCCCUGCCAGGGUGCAGCGUGGGCAGGCAGGACUCCUCCAAGUCCUGGGCUCCUGGACCAGGGGGAGGUGGAGGUGGAGGCGGAGGCAGCGGUGGGCCGAGGGGGUUCGGAGGAGGUGGAGGAGCAGGAGGGGAGGUGGACGAGGAGACCAAGAAGAACCAGAACAUCAUCAACAUCGUCAGAGAGGGACAGAUCUCUUUGUUGCCUCACCUGGCGGCAGACAACCUGGAGCUGAUCAGAGACGAGGACGGGAACAACCUUCUGCACAUCUCGGCCUGUCAGGGUCACGCUGACUGUCUGCAGCACCUCACCUCUCUGAUGGGGGAGGACGGCCUCAACGAACGCAACAACCAGCAGCUCACCCCGGCUGGACUGGGAGUCAAGAACGGUCAUCUGGAGUGUGUGAGGUGGAUGGUGAGUGAGACGGAGGCCAUCGCAGAGCUGAGCUGCACCAGAGAACAUCCCAGUCUGAUCCACUACGCUGCUCGCUAUGGACAGGAGAAGGUGCUGCUGUGGUUGCUUCAGUUCAUGCAGGAGCAGGCGAUCUCUCUGGACGAAGUCGACCAGAAUGGAAACACUGCCGUCCACGUGGCGGCUCAGUACGGACACCUCACAUGUAUACAGACUCUGGUGGAGUACGGCUCCAAUGUGACGGUGCAGAACCAGCAGGGGGAGCGGCCGUCCCAGAGUGCCGAGCGACAGGGACACACCACUUGUGCUCGGUACCUGGUCGUCGUGGAGACCUGCAUGUCGUUGGCCUCGCAGGUUGUCAAACUCACUAAACAGCUCAAUGAGCAGGCAACAGAGAGGAUGACUCUACAGAAACAACUGCAGAGACUGAUGGACCCCAACAAGGCAGAUGGGACACCGUCCAGAUCGCCCAGCUCCCAUCAGCCCUCAGUGGAGGCGUGGCCAGAGAUGAUGUUGACAGCGGAGGUGACUCCAGGGGACGGUUGGUUGGUCCGUCAGGGAGGGGUGGGUCCAGAUUCGGUGCUGCGGCAGCUGCUGGGGAAGGACAUGUCGGAUACGCUGUGUCCCAGGGAGAGGCUGCCCCCGGCGGGCGGCCCCGGGGCCACUGGGCCCCGCAGGACGGGGCUGGUGGAGAGGAGAGAGCUCAAACUGGCGAGACUCAGACAGAUCAUGCAGCGCUCUCUGAGUGAAUCCGAUUCGGACGGUUAUCCACCGGAGGACGGUAAGAAUCAAGGAGCGGCGGCCGUGAGCACACUGCGACCUGAUAGGCCGUCCCAUCUGCCAAUCGCAGAGGAGGAGCCAGUGUCAAACCACCUUAAUCUGAUGAUGAAGAAGCACCUGCCUUCCUCCUCCUCCUCUUCCACAGCUGACAGGAAGCUGGCGUUUUCAGUCAGUGGGUCAAAGUCGGUAGACAGCAUGGGUUACAACCCCUCCCCCACCUCCAGCGACCCCGAGGCGGUGGACGGUAAAACACCAGACGCUUCCAGUGACUUCCACGACGGCGCCAACGGCCAGAAAGUUGCCACCAGCCCCAAGAGCGCCCUGAAGUCGCCCUCGUCUCGCAGGAAGACGUCUCAGAACCUCAAACUGAGAGUCACCUUUGACGAGCAAGUUCACAAGAGCUCCAAUCAGGAGGCGGAGCAGACCAAAGGGCAUCAUGGGAAGGAGAGGACUCCUACAGGAAGCUCUGAAAGCAAGCGGCCGUUCGGGGCGUUCCGCUCCAUCAUGGAGACGCUGAGCGGAAACACAAACCACAACAACAACAGUGGUGGUCAGUCAGGCUCCACCUGUCAGAACUCACCUGGCAGGAAGUCAGAGAGUAAAGGCAGCCCAGGAGGAGGCGGGGCCAGAGGCAAGAGCAAAACCAGUAACGUUUAACCAACGAGUGCCUACUGAAGGGCAGAGAGCACAUAAUGAACAGACCGACUGAGCAAACAGCAAGAGGCAGACAACAUGAGAACUUUAUACUGGAAUUACAGUAGAGAUAUAUCUGACAUUAAUCACAGAUAAACCUACAUUACCUUACUUUCGGGCGUGUAUCGCCACACUGCCGACAUUUUACUCUGUCCGUCACCGCACGCUGUUUGAUUGCGUUAUCAAAACACGCCA
This is a messenger RNA of Epinephelus lanceolatus (giant grouper), 3148 nucleotides long. RefSeq names its product synuclein, alpha interacting protein (gene sncaip). NCBI's taxonomy places the organism in Eukaryota, Metazoa, Chordata, Actinopteri, Perciformes, Serranidae. Gene Ontology annotation, molecular function: ubiquitin protein ligase binding. The record is from RefSeq and is a predicted model, not a curated record.